Morchella importuna is the source of this 681-nucleotide messenger RNA. RefSeq lists its product as uncharacterized. NCBI's taxonomy places the organism in Eukaryota, Fungi, Ascomycota, Pezizomycetes, Pezizales, Morchellaceae. The transcript is spliced from 6 exons. The coding region runs from base 1 to 681 and encodes 226 amino acids. The record is from RefSeq and is a predicted model, not a curated record.
AUGCGAGGAUGGGUUAGCGCCAAGCCGAAGAAACUUCUCGCACUCUCAUCUCCAUCGUCUAGAUCCUCUGCCUUUUCCCUUCCAGAUUCAAUGAAUUCAGAAGCCAAUGAUAUAACCAACAUCCGCUACAGUUUUGGAUUUCUGUCAGACAUAUACCGGAUGUCUCGCACAGAGGCAAGAAGAAAACGUUUAGAAUUCUGCAAGCCAGAGAUCAAGCUUCAUCCUAAGUCUUCCUUAACCUCCCUACUUCAUUCUGUGUCCAGCCAGGGUGGGAUGCUCAAUGGCGAUGAGACAUCUACCAUGAAAGACCGAAGGAGGUCACCGAACACCUCGAAUAAGCCCAGCAGGUGGGAAUGGAGAACUCGAUGGUUAUCGACAUCUGAUUCUUUAGUGCCGGUGAGGAGAGUUACUCUCAGUAACUAUUCCGGCGGAUGUCAGAACGAAGUAUCGAACCACGUUUUUAUUUCUCACCUUUUUGUCGAGGAAACAAUACAAUCGUUGGAACCGACCUAUCCGGAAUCGAUCAGACUUACAGGCAGAAGUGAUCAGAAGCCUCUUGUCGUAUCGAAUCUAGAGAUAGCUUCAACACUUUGCCCCGCUCCCGCUCCCCGUGCUUCUCGGAAGCUUUUCUUAGAUAGAAACCCUCGUUUGGAAUGCCUCACUACACCUAUGGGAAAAUAA